AUGGCGCCCAACAAGAUAAUUAUCGAUACAGACCCUGGUGUCGACGACAUCAUGGCCAUGCUUAUGGCUUUGAGUGCUCAGCCGGAGGAGCUUGAGAUUCUCAUGUUGUCCGUCACGUACGGCAACGUUCCACUGCAAAGCUGUUUGAAGAACGUGGUGGCCUUAUUCCAUGUUCUCGAGAAGGAGAUUGAGUGGAGGAAAUCGCAGGGGCAGCCUGAGGGGUUCGCUAGCAUGAGGAAGAACAAGCCCAUCGUGGCUGUUGGGCCAGAGCAUCCCCUGGAUGAUGAGGAGCUCAUGGCCGAUUACUUUCAUGGCUUGGAUGGUCUGCACAAUGUGCAUGAUGCCCAUCCCCACCUGAGCCCUGCCGACACAUGGAAAGCUUUGUUUGACAAGACAUCGGAUGCUGCACCUGAAGUCGACAACUUCUCGCCUUACUUCACGCCCUCCAAAACGCCCUCUCACAAGGAGAUUCUCCGCAUCCUGAAGGAGAACCCUGCCGAUACUGUGUCUGUCCUCGCCGUUGGACCUUUGACCAAUGUCGCUCUAGCUGCUGCUGAAGACCCCGAAACCUUUCUCAAGAUCAAGGAGCUAGUGGUGAUGGGCGGAGCUGUCCACGUCGAGGGCAACUGCACCCCGACCGCCGAGUUCAAUUGUUACGCAGACGCGGUGGCGGCUGCGCGCGUCUACGCCCUUACGUCUCCGAACCCCUUGUCCACGAUGCCCAUUAUCCCUGCCAAGGGUUCGACAAUGCCCGCCUACCCAGAGAAGCUCAGCCGGCCACUGCGGCUGGUGCUGUGUCCGCUUGAUAUCACCACGCCCCAUGGUAUUGACAAGAAGUACUUCUCUGAGAGUAUCAAGCCGUACCUGGAGGCCGGCAGCCCUCUUGCCCAGUGGACUUCCCACUUCAUCAUGGGUGCGUUUGGCAAGAUCGGUGGCAUGGGCUUUGAUGACUCGGAACUCGAGCUAUCUCUACAUGAUCCGCUGACAGUCUGGUACGCCAUGACUUGUAACGAUCCGGCAUGGAAGCUCACCGAGCCGGAGGAUAUCCGUGUGGAGACAGCUGGUCAAUGGACCCGCGGCAUGCACGUUAUCGAUCGUCGUGGCCGCGAGAGGAAGCUGCAGGCUGAUGUCACGGCGUUGGAGGAGAUUCCUGGAGAUGAUGAUGGCUGGCUGCACGCCCACAAGGGAAAUCGAAUCUACCGCGUAAUUGGUUCGCCAGGCGAUAGGAUAUUCAAGGAGAUAUGGUUGAAGCAGGUCUUCGCUUAG
Messenger RNA from Emericellopsis cladophorae, 1266 nucleotides. Its product is annotated as Pyrimidine-specific ribonucleoside hydrolase-like protein. Gene Ontology annotation, cellular component: cytosol. The record is from RefSeq and is a predicted model, not a curated record. Gene Ontology annotation, molecular function: purine nucleosidase activity. The transcript is spliced from 4 exons. Gene Ontology annotation, biological process: purine nucleoside catabolic process. Bases 1 to 1266 code for a protein of 421 amino acids. NCBI's taxonomy places the organism in Eukaryota, Fungi, Ascomycota, Sordariomycetes, Hypocreales, Bionectriaceae.